AUGGCGGACGCAGCUUUGAAGCCCGAGAAGGACUUCUCCAAAGAGGCUGACAAACAGAUCCCCGAGGCUGAGAAGCUGGCCAAGAAUGACCUCAACGCCGCUGUUGAGAAACUCACAGUACUGGAGAAGCAGACCCGACAGGCAUCGGAUCUCGCAUCGACAUCUCGAGUACUCAUCGCAAUAUGCACACUAUGCAAGGAUGCCGGGAACUGGAGUCUGCUGAACGAUCAAAUCCUGAUCCUCUCAAAGAAGCACAGUCAGCUCAAGCAAGCAGUCACCAAAAUGGUCCAGACCGUCAUGACCUUCCUUGACGACACCCCCAACCUCGAGAUCAAGCUUUCCGUUAUCGAGACCCUAAGAACAGUUACUGAAGGCAAGAUCUUUGUCGAGGUGGAGCGCGCUCGCGUGACCAAGAUUCUCUCCGAUAUCAAGAAGCAACAAGGCGAUCUCAAGGCCGCCGCAGACAUUCUCUGCGAACUUCAGGUCGAGACCUUUGGAUCAAUGGACAGACGAGAGAAGACUGAAUUCAUCCUCGCACAAGUGGCUCUCUGCAUCGAGAACGACGACUGGACGCAGGCUGGCAUUCUCAGCCGCAAGAUCAGCACCAGAUUCCUCGCCAGAAAACCCAAGAAGACCCCGGAGCAACUGGAGAAGGAGAAGAAGGCACGAGAGGAGAAGCUGAAGCGUGGUGAGGAGGUGCCUGAAGAGAAGGAGGAUGACACGACCGAUCUCAAGCUUCGCUACUACGAACAGCAAAUCAUCCUGGCCAAGCACGACGGCAAGUAUCUCGACGUUUGCAAGCACUACAGACAGGUCUUGGACACUGAGGCGGUAGAGGAGGACCCCAAGAAGCUACUUCCUACCCUCCAAAGAAUCAUCUACUUUGUUAUCCUCGCUCCUCACGAUAAUGAGCAGCACGAUCUGUUGCAACGUAUCUGCCGCGACCCCCGCAACGAGAAGAUUGACGACGACAACAAGCUAUUGAAGCACUUUACUGUACACGAGCUUAUGCGCUGGCCCGAAAUUGCCAAGCUCUACGGCCCUCACUUGUGCUCAACCGACAUCUUUGACAACAAGCCGGGUUCAGGCAAUGAUAAGGCACACGAGCGAUGGCAAGAUUUGCGAAAGCGCGUCAUUGAGCACAAUGUCCGGGUCAUUGCCAAGUACUAUACCCGCAUCGGUAUGAAGCGCCUUACACAACUGCUGGAUUUGACGGCAGAGGAGACGGAGAAGUACAUCUCUGAGCUCGUCUGCUCAAAGACCAUUUACGCACGUAUCGACCGACCGGCUCAAUUGGUCACUUUUGCCAAGCCCCGCGAUGUGGAUGACGUCUUGAAUGAAUGGAGCCACAAUAUGAAGGACCUGCUCGGACUUUUGGAGCGUGUUGAUCAUCUCAUUACAAAGGAGGAGAUGAUGGCGCGGAUCCAGCCCGGCGCCCAAGGCAAGGGUAGCAAAGACAAGAAGAGCAAGAAGAUCAAGGCAUAA
This is a messenger RNA of Pestalotiopsis fici W106-1, 1485 nucleotides long. RefSeq lists its product as uncharacterized. Lineage: Eukaryota; Fungi; Ascomycota; Sordariomycetes; Amphisphaeriales; Sporocadaceae. Gene Ontology annotation, cellular component: proteasome regulatory particle, lid subcomplex; cytoplasm; nuclear proteasome complex. Bases 1 to 1485 code for a protein of 494 amino acids. The record is from RefSeq and is a predicted model, not a curated record. The transcript has 4 exons.